Cylindrotheca closterium is the source of this 1311-nucleotide messenger RNA. The record is from the annotation of a GenBank genome assembly. Lineage: Eukaryota; Bacillariophyta; Bacillariophyceae; Bacillariales; Bacillariaceae.
AUGGAGGGCAACGAACAAAACUCCGCUGAGGAGCUCUUGGAGAAAGGACGAUACUAUUGUGGUCAAGGACAAACUAUAAAGGCCAAGGAGAUUUUCGAGAGAGUGUUGGAGAUACAAACGAAAGAGUUAGGUGGAGACGAUCCUUCUCUGGCCAUCACACUCAACCACAUUGGAGCUGCACUGCUGAAUGAAGAGAAUUACGACGAAGCCAUGGGGACACUCGAAAGAGCUCUUGGCAUGCAGUUGGGGAAUUUGGGAGCAACAGAUGCUGACAUAGGAAGAACCUACGAAUCCAUUGGUAGAGUCUCUCUGGGUCAAGGCAACUACGAAAAAGCCGAAGUAUUGUUCCGAAUAGCUCUGAAUAUCAAACUCGAACUUCCGGCAACACACAUGUCUGAUUUGAUGGAUGUGUGUCACAAUCUAGUGGUGUCAUUGCAAAUGCAAGGCAAGGUUUCAGACGCAGUCAUGAUGCAAAAGGGGGUACUUGCGAAACAACUAGAAAUGCACGGGGAAGACCACCCCGAGGUUGUAAAAUUGUACGUUGGGAUUGCAGUAUCGCUGAAAACACAAACUAAGUUGAACAAAGCUCUUCAGAUGCUUGAUAAAGGCAUCGAAGUUUGUUCUCGACUACAACGGACAGGAGACUUCGAUGCAGAUAUAUUUGAAGUAGUGCUCCUUAGCAAAGCAUUAUGCCUGCAAAGACAAGAGAACUUUGAAGGUGCCACGGAGGUGUUCACCGAAUUGCUAAUGUUUCAAAAGGAAACGUUAGGUGAAAUACGACUCUCAACAGCACAGACCUAUGAAAGUCUUGCACUCUUAUAUGCCCGACAAGACAUGACGGAUGAUGCCAUCAAGGCGUACGCGAACGCCAUCCAUGUUUUCAAAACGGUGCUCGGUGAUGAUUAUCCUAAAACAAAGGAGCUUGCGCCGACCCUUAAAUUGUUAAAGCGCGAGAAAAUUGCGAAAACACUGAGACUACAAGGACUGGAAAUGAAGGCGCAAGGCGAUUUGGCAAAUUCGGUACUACUCUUCCAAGAGGCCCAGAUUAUUUACAAGGAAAUCCAUACUGCUCACCCCAGUCCGGAAGCAGUUUCCAAGAACAUUUAUGCUGCCAACAUUGAUAUCGCAGCAUCCUUGGAGUUGUUUUCGGCUUGGAAAGUUGAUCAAGGUUUGUUGGAAGAUGCAAUCACUGUUAGUGCAGACGCCUUGAAGAUUCGUCGAAGAACACUUGGAGACGAUCAUACUGACACGAAGGAGCGUAUGGAAGUUCAUAGAUCUUUACUGAAACGUCUCUUGGAGAAUCGGAGCUAA